AUGGAUAUUCUCAAGGCUGAAAUUGCUGCGAAACGCAAAGCGGGAGAGGGGGACAAUGGCCGGCCAAAGAAGUAUAUGCGAAAAGGAGAUAUUGAGCGGAUGAGGUUGGAGGAAGAGCAGAGGGCCAAGGAAGAGAAGGAGAGACUUGCGAGGGAACAGGAAGAGCAGGCGAGACAAGCAAAGGCAGCAGCGGCAGCGGCGAAGGAAGCUGCUCAACGCAACGAUGUGCAGCGCGGUGUUUCGCGGUCAACAUCAUCCCCUCUGCCUGACGAAGCCGGCGCAGAGCGCGCCGCUUUCAAUAUCUCCAUCGAGGAAACGAUCCGACGUCUACGCGCCAAGGGACAACCUGUUCGGCUUUUCGGAGAAACAGACAAAGACCGUCGCCUACGCUUGCGCGCGCUGGAACUAAUUGAGGAGCGUGGACACGACAAGGCGGCUGGCCAGAAUGAUUUCAGGAAAGCGCUCGAGGACGUGGAGAGCGCUGAACGGGAGAAGAAGGCUGGCGCUGUACCUGUUCAGGACAAGAAGAAGCGUGCCGACGCGGAGACGACGGACAUAGAUCUGAAUAUGGUCAAAACAGACCCAGAAAAACUCUAUCCCUUGAUUUACUACGCUCUCAAGCGGGUCCUCAAAGAAUGGGAAGAAAGUUUGGCUGAUCGACCUGAGAGCGUCAAGCGAACUCAACAAGGAAAGCUCGCUGCCGCGACUCAGGUUCAGUCCGCUGAAUACUUGAAGCCAUUAUUCAAGCUCCUCCGAGCCAGGAACCUGCCUCCUGACGUGCUCGGACGCAUCGCCGAGAUUGUCUAUUAUAUGCAACAACGCCAGUAUCAAAGGGCAAACGACUCAUACCUACGUCUAUCGAUCGGCAACGCGCCAUGGCCUAUUGGCGUGACCAUGGUCGGCAUCCAUGAGCGUUCUGCUCGCGAGAAGAUCUCGACAGACCAAGUGGCGCACGUAUUGAAUGACGAAGUCAGCCGGAAGUACAUCCAGAGUCUAAAGCGGCUCCUCACAUUUUCACAGACGAAGUAUCCACCGGAAGACGUCUCGCAGCUCAUGGGAUGA
This is a messenger RNA of Peniophora sp. CBMAI 1063, 1062 nucleotides long. NCBI's taxonomy places the organism in Eukaryota, Fungi, Basidiomycota, Agaricomycetes, Russulales, Peniophoraceae. The record is from the annotation of a GenBank genome assembly.